Molecule: messenger RNA, 2199 nt
Organism: Juglans regia (Persian walnut)
Lineage: Eukaryota; Viridiplantae; Streptophyta; Magnoliopsida; Fagales; Juglandaceae
Product: RING finger and transmembrane domain-containing protein 2-like
Exons: 9
Coding region: 490-1899 (469 amino acids)
Biological process (GO): positive regulation of ERAD pathway
Molecular function (GO): ubiquitin protein ligase activity
Source: RefSeq, a predicted model, not a curated record
UCUCUCCUUUCUUUGAGCUCUCCGUCUCUCUCCUUCCGCCCUUCGUUAUUGAACGAGAAAGAUAGACAGGAAAAUAUAUAAAUAAAUAAAGAACCACUCUCACGGCCCAACUCCAUCCAUCAAACCCGAAAGGUCAGCGAGGAGAGAGAUUCCUACUCCUUGCCCUAACUGACCUUCCCCCUCCUCCCCCCUCUUGUCCCUUCCACAUUUCCCAGGCUUUCACCGAUCGAAGCCCCAACCUUUUCCUUUUCGUUUUCCCAUUUCUACCCGCUCAUCGGUCAGGGACGCUGGCUGAUCCUUGAUCCACCAUAUUUAUGUUACAUAUUACCCCCGAUUUCGAAGUAGCGGAUAUGCGAUUUCCUUAUACUCGAACCUCUAUCUUCUGGCAUCUGAGGGUUAGGGCUCGCAUGACCGUGAUGAAUAUUUGAAAUUCCGAGGUCCUCAACGGAGUUUCGCCUUCGAAGGGUUAGAGUUAGGGAAUUCGGGCGAAUGGAUACUUCUGGCAACAAUCCCGACACCCCGCACAGGAGAAGAUACGGAUUGCCAUCUGCUUCCAGCAUCAUUCAGGCACCACUCUCGGCGUUGUUGGAGUACUCGGGCCUUGUUCGUGGCAGCACUGCCAGGUCUAAUCACCAAGAGACCGAGGGUUUGAUUCACGGGCGUGUAUCUUCUCUUCAUGCUCAGGACCAACCUACCACUGCGAGUGCCACCAAUCAUGGGGAGGUCUCCAUUAGGAUAAUCGGCGCAGGGGAGCACGACCAUGAUGACAGGGAAGCCACUGCCACUGGCGCUGCUACGGCUACCGCCACUACUACUGGAUUGGUUGUUGGGCAGCAUCAGGGUGGAGAGGUCGCUGCUUCUAAUGAGAUGGCUGGCAUGGCAUCCGAGACUCGGGAAGGAGACUCUAGGAUUGAGCGUGGCGGUGUGGGAGAUGGAAUUUCCCAAUCUGUCAAUGCAAGUGCUGAUGGAGAAGCUGCGGAUGCAAGUGCGGCUAAUGGGAGGGAUUCUUCUUACCAGAGAUAUGAUAUUCAGCAAGCUGCUAGGUGGAUUGAACAGGUCCUUCCCUUCUCCUUGCUUCUUUUGGUGGUCUUCAUUCGGCAGCAUCUGCAAGGUUUCUUUGUUACCAUAUGGAUUGCUGCUGUCAUGUUCAAGUCAAAUGAUAUUCUACGUAAACAGACCGCUCUCAAGGGGGAGAGAAAAUUGUCUGUUCUGGCUGGGAUAUCUUUUGCAUUUACAAUUCACGUUGUUGGCGUAUACUGGUGGUAUCAAAAUGACGAUCUUUUGUAUCCAUUGGUGAUGCUUCCUCCAAAAGCUAUCCCACCUUUCUGGCAUGCUAUUUUCAUCAUUAUGGUGAAUGAUACCUUGGUUCGGCAGGCGGCAAUGAUCUUCAAGUGUAUUCUAUUGAUGUAUUACAAGAACAGUAGGGGCCGAAAUUAUCGUAAGCAGGGUCAAAUGCUUACUUUGGUCGAGUAUUUGCUGCUGCUGUACCGUGCCUUACUGCCUACGCCAGUCUGGUAUCGAUUCUUCUUAAACAAAGAAUACGGAAGCCUCUUUUCAUCCCUGAUGACAGGGUUGUAUCUUACUUUCAAGCUUACAUCUGUUGUUGAGAAGGUGCAAUCCUUCUUUGCGGCAUUAAAGGCAUUAUCACGUAAAGAGGUGCAUUAUGGGGCUUGUGCAACAUCAGAGCAGGUUAAUGCUGCGGGCGACAUGUGUGCUAUUUGCCAGGAGAAGAUGCAUUCUCCCAUCCUACUUCGUUGUAAACACAUAUUUUGUGAAGACUGUGUAUCAGAGUGGUUUGAGAGGGAACGGACGUGCCCGUUGUGCAGGGCUUUGGUCAAACCUGCGGAUCUCAGAUCAUUUGGGGAUGGAUCAACUAGUCUGUUUUACCAGUUGUUCUAAAUUCUUAUUGCUUUAAACCAGGGAGUUUUUCUGCUUUGAAUUCCUGAGUCGUUAUUCGAAGCAGCCUUCUCCCAAUCUUUUCAUCAAAACAGGUAGUUCGGCCACUCUGCCAUGUUCAUGUGUUGCUCUGGAAAGUUAAUUUAAGUGCCUGGCUUAGCUAGAAUCGAACUGGCAAUAUGUUCAUAUGUUGUAAUUGAGAAAGGUUGGAAAUGUAUGUAACUACGGAGGAAGUUCUCGUGAGGACUUACCAUAUAUGUAACUGUUCGUUUUCCCAUGAAUGGAUGAUUUUUUCCCCCUCUC